Condylostylus longicornis is the source of this 1068-nucleotide messenger RNA. Its product is annotated as zinc finger protein 595. The coding region runs from base 141 to 968 and encodes 275 amino acids. The transcript has 3 exons. The record is from RefSeq and is a predicted model, not a curated record. Lineage: Eukaryota; Metazoa; Arthropoda; Insecta; Diptera; Dolichopodidae. Gene Ontology annotation, biological process: regulation of transcription by RNA polymerase II. Gene Ontology annotation, molecular function: DNA-binding transcription factor activity, RNA polymerase II-specific; RNA polymerase II transcription regulatory region sequence-specific DNA binding. Gene Ontology annotation, cellular component: nucleus.
UGACAGUUCUAAGAAACUUCCGCUUCUGUGUUUGAUUAUUCUAUGCAAUUGUAAUGGACUAAUAUUAACAUAAUAGUGAUUGAUAAUAGGAAAAAUAAAUAUAAUUAUACGAUAUUUUAUCAGAUUCAUACUAUUUCGAUAUGCAAAAGGCGUCUGUAAAAACAGAAAUUUUACAACACGAAGGAAAUCCUACAUUAAUAUACCAUGAAAUAAUUGAGCAAGAUGAUGAAUCUAAAGAUGCAGUUUACACCAUUGAGCAAAUGGGUGAAACAGAAUACGAAGAGAUAGAUGAAGUGCAGACUCAAAAUGAGUCAGAAUCAGGUCAAGAAGACUUUUUAUCUAAUUCAAAGCAAUCAAAAUCACAUUUCUGUCCUAAUUGUGGAAAUUGCUAUGGAGCUGCUGGAAGUUUAAAGCUACAUAUUCGUGCUUGCUUGCGUCAAAAAGAAACAGAAGCAAAAGAUCUAGAAGCGCGUAAAUGCCAAAUUUGUGGAAAAGUAUAUAAUUCAAUUAGUUAUUUAAAAGAACAUCUUUUACGACACAGCGGUAAAGGUCCAAGAAAAUGUGAUAAGUGCAAUCGUAAGUUUAUAGAUGAUGAAAAGUACGAAGCCCAUGUCAAAAAUCAUGAAAAUGAUUCUCAAAUCACCGUUGAAGUUGAAACUAGCCAUGAUGGGUGUAGUACUGAAAAGAAGAUAGUCAAACAAUAUACCUGUUCGUUUUGUCAAAAGAAGUUUACAGUAGUUUUUGAUUCUCGGCAUACUAAAAGGCGAUAUGCUUGUGACGAAUGUCGUGAAAGAUUUACUAACGAAGAAGAGCUACGAAAACAUAAAGAAUCUUUAGAAGAAAAAAAGGAGUUUCGUUGUGAAAGGUGUGGUAGAAUUUUCGUAUUUGAGGGGUUUCUUCAAAGACACGCACCAACAUGUGAUGGAACAAUUAAAAAAAAAAGAAAUAUCCCUCGAGACUUGAAUUAAUCUUAAAAAUACUUUAUGGAGAAAAUUGAUAAAUCUAUAAUAAAUACAAUUGGUGUAAAAGAUUUACUUUCAGUUCAAUAAAAUUUAUUAAAUAACAGGA